Messenger RNA from Pelobates fuscus (common spadefoot toad), 7437 nucleotides. RefSeq names its product FYVE, RhoGEF and PH domain containing 1 (gene FGD1). Gene Ontology annotation, biological process: filopodium assembly; cytoskeleton organization. The record is from RefSeq and is a predicted model, not a curated record. The transcript has 18 exons. NCBI's taxonomy places the organism in Eukaryota, Metazoa, Chordata, Amphibia, Anura, Pelobatidae. Gene Ontology annotation, molecular function: metal ion binding; guanyl-nucleotide exchange factor activity. The coding region runs from base 1154 to 3754 and encodes 866 amino acids. Gene Ontology annotation, cellular component: cytoplasm.
AAACUGUGAGAGUGUCUGAGGUCUGCCAGAGGAAAAAAAUAAAUACAAAAAAAAAAAAAAAGAGGAGGAGGAGGAAGAAGAGGAAACUACCAGGCUCAGUUCCUGGAUUCCCAGCUUUGCAGAGGAUUCCUGGGAAUAUUUUGGGACUGAGGCCAAAGUCCCCAUAUCCUGUCUCUGUCAGUGCCUUGUCCUGAGUGAGUGCACUCUGCAGACUGCAACUCCUGCGGUUUGGGGGGGCCUCUGCCAUCCUGGAUCAUGGAGGGACUGAGACUUCAUGGGAUUCUUUGAAAAACCUUGGAGGUACAACUAGAGUGAGUUCAGCUCAGUCCCAGGAAAGAGAGGAAGGCAUGACAACACUCAGCUCAGGUGAGUGAUACUCCGAGGCAGGAGUACAGUGCCAGUCCAUGGAGUUAUAACUGGAUGAUAUCCCACUUAGCCUGGAGCUCAACACAGCAACAUGGGGGUAGAAACUCAGCAUGUGAUGAUGGUCUUUGUAAAACUUUGUGUUUUUUUUUAAAAGAAAAGUGUGAUCCUCACCUUCCAGCAACAGAUUCCUGGAAUCGGUGAUUCCUAAUUAGCGGAAUGAAAAGCCCCGAAUAAUGUAGCCAAUCAAGGAUCUCUGACACCAAAGGACACGGGUAUUCCUAAUGUACUAUAAUAGUUUUAGGACACAUCUGGACAUCUGGUCGAUGAAAUAUGCACCGUUUUUGGCACUUCGUUUUACUUAAUAUUAAAGUAUUUUUUUAAUGAUUUUUUUUUUCUACAUUUUUUUUCCGCUGGUACUCAUAUGCAAUAGUUUCGAAACCUGCAGUGGCCAACUUUGCAAAAGUUUUUGGGUUUAGCAUACGUUGAAGAGAGUUUACUUAACGCGCAUUGGAUCGCCUCUCGAGUUAGUUGCCACUCUAAUGUAUAUUUCCAAAUCUUGGCAUGGGAUUGAGGAUAUAUUGUUCGCCAGUCAAUCAAUUUGUUAAUAUUGAAUUGCACUCGCAAUGUUCCAGAUUUUAUGUUGCCAAAAGUGGACCCAUGGAUUGUUGGAUAAGAUCCUUGGGAAUUUGGUUUAGACGAACCGUGGACUACAUCUCGUUACCGUGGACAAAAAGAAAUUAUAUUCACAUACCCUUUACAGCGGGCAAGUGUUGAUUUGGAAUCCCCAAUGUAUAUGGACAAGAGCAACCUUCGAGGUCCCCAGCAGAGGGCUCAGCCACUUGUUAAAAGCCUCUCUUUGGAGCCCGCACACAUCUCUGCACACCCAGACAAGCCCCAGCGACUCCGAUCGGACCCUGGGACCUCUCCUGACUGCAACGGAAGUCUUCCUGUCCCCACCAGCCCCAAACCAGCAGCUCCUAAACGUAGCAACAGCAUCAAGCCAGAAGUUCCUCCUAAGCCCCCACAUCUGCAGAGCGUGAGAAGGCCUCGUCCACCUGGUCAUAUCCCUCCACCUCCUUCGCGUCCACUGCCUGCCGACCCCAGACUUUCACGGGUGUUCCUGCCACGGCCGGACAACAAGGAUGGAACCCCUUCUGCUGUCACCUCCCUGAUCGAGAAAUUUGAGAGGGAGCCUCUCAUUCUUCCCGCUGAACAAACUGGCUCAAGCCACGUGUCUGACACCCAAUCUGACCUGGACAGUGCCCCCUCGCUGCGUCCAGGGUACAGUAUGGGUGAACUGGGGCACAAACUUCUUGAUCUGCUGGAGCCGGAGGGAUCACAGGGCAGCCUGGAGAGAAGACGUCGGAUCGGCCUUGGUGGGGGAGAUACUGAAGAAAUUGGGGAGCAGGAUCCUGGGGGGAAACUGGCAAAUAGAGAUAGCGGCAUUGACAGCAUCAGUUCUCCAUCCACAAGCGAGGAAAUGUGUUUUCUUGGAGAGGUAGAAGAAGGUGGUCGAGAGGAAGUAGAGCCUACUAACACCUUGACCCAACGUUGCUCUGGCCGUGACUCCGAGGGAGACAGCGAUAUGGAAGAUGGCAGUGCAGACGAAGGAGAAAUACCUCCUGAAAGGCUGGACCCAUGCGAGUUUACAGCUCGACAGAAAGUGUAUAACAUUGCUAAUGAGCUUCUGCAGACCGAGAAAGCCUAUGUGUCCCGUUUACAUUUGCUCGACCAGGUGUUCUGUGCUCGGCUAUUGGAAGAAGCUGGAACUAAAGGUUCCUUUCCUGUAGAAGUGGUGAUGGGAAUCUUUUCCAACAUCUGUUCCAUAUACUGUUUCCACCAGAAGUUUUUACUGCCCGAGCUUGAGAAACGCAUGCAAGAAUGGGACAGCAACCCACGGAUUGGGGACAUCUUACAGAAGCUGGCUCCAUUUCUCAAAAUGUACGGAGAAUAUGUCAAGAACUUUGACCGGGCCAUGGAAUUGUUAAACAGCUGGACAGAAAGGUCCUCCCAGUUCAAAAGUAUUAUCCAGGAGGUGCAGAGGGAGGAGGCCUGUGGUAAUCUGACAUUACAGCACCACAUGUUGGAGCCUGUCCAGAGGAUUCCUCGCUAUGAGCUGCUCCUUAAAGACUACCUCCAGAAACUGCCUGAGGAUUCCAGGGACCGGAGGGAUGCAGAAAAGUCCUUGGACCUGAUUGGUACAGCAGCUGAGCACUCGAAUGCUGCCAUUAAGAAAAUGGAACGAAUGCACAAGUUGUUGAAAGUGUAUGAGCUCUUGGGUGGAGAAGAAGAUAUUGUGAAUCCCACAAAUGAGCUGAUAAAAGAGGGCCACAUACUCAAACUUUCAGCAAAGAAUGGAACCACCCAGGACAGAUAUCUCAUACUGUUCAAUGACCGACUCCUGUACUGUGUACCCAAGCUGCGACUGAUUGGUCAGAAAUAUAGUGUUCGAGCGAGGAUUGAUGUCGAUGGGAUGGAGCUUAAACACAGCAGCAGUCCCAACCUGACUAGGACCUUCUUGGUGUCUGGGAAACAACGAUCUCUGGAGCUCCAGGCCAGAACCGAGGAAGAGAAAAAACUGUGGAUCCAGGCCAUCGAGACUACAAUGAGCUGUCAUGAGCAGACAAUGGAAACCUAUAAACUGCUCAACUCCACUCAUCGGGAAGAAGACGAGACUCCACCAAACUCACCGAACACUGACUUGGGAAGACGAGCCCCGACUCCCAUCAGGGAGAAGGAGGUAACAAUGUGCAUGAAAUGCCAGGAGGCAUUUAACUCUAUAACUAAGAGAAGACACCACUGCAAGGCGUGUGGACAUGUAGUUUGUGGGAAGUGUUCCGAGUUCCGCGCCCGGCUUGUGUAUGAUAAUAACCGUACGAAUCGCGUGUGUGUGGACUGUUAUGGGACCCUUCAUGGCUCUCUGCCAAGCCCAGGAUACAACGUGCACACUCCUCAGCGACGGAAGUCCAUCUUGGAGAAACAGGCCUCGGUAGUAGCAGAACACAGUGUGCUGUGUAGCUAUAUGCAUUACCUGGAGAAGGGAGCUAAGAGUUGGCACAAGGGCUGGUUUGUGAUCCCCCAGAAUGAACCCAUGGUCCUUUACAUCUACGGAGCCCCCCAGGAUGUCAAAGCUCAGCGCAGCAUCCCCCUUAUCGGGUUUGAGGUGACCCCCACAGAUCCAGGAGAAAGGUCUGACCGCCGACAUGUCUUCAAAAUCAGUCAAAGCCAGUUAAGCUUUUAUUUCAGCCCUGAGACAGAAGAGUUGCAACAUCGCUGGAUGAGUGCAUUGUCUCGGGCUGGUCGAGGAGAAGACUGCAAUCCUAGAACACUCCUGUUAGAGACUGAGGAAGAGCAUGAGAUGACAAGUGGACCCCUGGGGGACACUUGAGGACAUUCUUCACUCCCCCACAAUGUAACCAGGGGCAUAGUGCUCGGACUAAUCAAUUUAUCUUUAAAAUGGGAACUUUUACAAAUGUGGAGCUGUACCCACCUGGCAGCUUCACUUGGGGAGGGCUGGACUCACCCGUAGGACUUCCAUGUUCUGAGAGGCACCUGAAAGAAAGAUUUGAUGGAACUGUUACAAACCCAGGGGACAUUUGAUGAACUUAAUUGACUUUACAGACUUCAACCCUGGAGAACCGGAUUGGGAUGGGGCUGGACUGACCCAUCAUCAUAUAUGUAACAAGGACACUGUGGGCUGGACUGACCCAUUCAUGCCUCCAUGCAAGAUUUUCAGAUGCUUCCUUCCUCUUGAACUUAGGCUUUGCUCAAAACCACCACCCGCACUUUCUCAUUUUUUUAAUAUGUUAUGUAUUAUAAUUAUUUUAAUAAUAUUUAGCAACACUUUUUUAUUUUAAAGUCUUGUUAUCUUGCCUGUUUGGGAACCAUGGGCCAUACUUAUCAAGGCAAACGUGGAGAAAUUUUGGGACAAAGUGCUGUUCAGGAGGUAUCAGCAGAACAUUCCACUGGUCGUAAAGUGAAUUCUGUAUAUUUACCCAUUUUAUUCCCAAUUUUGCUUUGAUAAAUGUGGCCCCUUGUGCUCCAUUCUGUUCCCUGUAGUGUUUAUACAUCUGUUCCAAAAAUUCAUGCCCGCCCCACAGACCUAGCCUGUUAGUAUGAGAGAUUCUGCCAAAUUACCAUAUUGCCAGUCUUGGGAGGGGGAGAGGAAAAUGUGCCAUACAAAACAGAAUAUUUAGAAAAAAAAUCUAAUUUUUUAGCAGUUAAGGUGCUUAAUCAUUUAAGUGGACUGGUCAUCUACCUCCCUCUCCAAAACAUAUAAAUGAAUAAUGCAUAAAACAAACUGUUGUGUUAACCUUUUAAAAACAACCAAAAAGGUAUAGCAAUUUAAGAGCUCAUGCGCGUAGCUCUCUCAUAUCACAGACUAUUUCCCAGCAUGCAUUUCUUCCUGGUUCUCUACUCAUUUCCUGUAUUUUUGCUAUUUGUUAUAUAACUAGUGCACGAUUUAGUAACAAUAAAGUGGCACUUUACCUUGAGGAGUCUUUGUGUUUUUUACAAAGUCCCCUCAAGUUAAAAUAUGUGCUUGCAUAGUGGUGCCAGGGGGGGGGCGGGGGGAGGGAGAUAUACUGUAGCUCUCCAGUUGAACUGCAUCUUGAUUUUGAGGCAGACAAAGUCGCCAAGAGUCACAUCGCUGGUGUACUUGCACAUAUGCAUGAGGUCAAAGCAGGUUUUAUGGAAAAUCACACAAAUCUGCAGGAUCCUCUAUAUAUUUUGCAAUCAGAUGCCAUAGGAAAUUGCAAGAUGCCGAAUUAGUUUGAAGCUUCGCCCUUCCGACACAUCUGUUAAAAAAAAAUGUGUGCAUACACAUGACAGAGGUUUCCAACUUUGUCUCUUGUUUGAGAUAUUUCAGUGAAAUUCUAUUUCCGUUUCCAUAGGUUCUUCAUACACAUUCUAUAGUUGUAAAAAAAAACAAAAAACUUGAAAACGACACUGCUCGUUUAAAUCUUUCAAGGAGGGAAGAUAUUCAACUGUGUGCCAAAAUCCCACAAACAUACUAAGUGCCGAGACAAGGAGUUUAAAACAUAGUUUAAAAUAAUUAUACUAAAACCAUGAACACAAUAUUUAGAGAGAUUAUAUGCUGUAUUAAAUAGUGUUUAUCUAAUUUACGUUCACAAGUCAACUUUAAUCCCACAGUGUCGUUACACCUUCACUGUGAUAUACCACAUUCGUUAGAGACUUCCUUCUAAAUCUUGUGCGUUACUGCCAAACACGCAUUCCUGUCUGCCACACACAGCUGUAAUGCACAUAUAUUCAGUGUCAGUGAUAGCAAACCUUUUGAACUACAACACCCAUGAUGCACUCCCAGUUUAAAGGCUCUCAGAGAUACAUAGUUCAUGUGUCUCUUCUCAAUUCCAAGGAUUGCGUUCACUGGUCUACGACAUGCGUCGCUACGUCAAUCACUACUUUAGAUCAACACAGGUCACCAGCACUAGAGUAAUUUGCCAAAAUUAAUCUAUUAUACCAGGUGUAACAGUUAGUUCUUGCACACUCGCAGACACUCAGAUGUUAUAAGUAGUCCGUAUAAGUCCAUAUCAAAACAAUGAACAGAGUAAGAGGGAGGGAGGGAACCAGGGAUUAAUGGCUCAGUAAACAUCAAACGGUAAAUUUGUAUUUUAGAGUGUAUUCACUGAACACUGAUUUGGGGUGAAUUGAACACUAAAUUGCAAAAUCAAGGUCAAAAUAGCAAAUUAACGUAUAAAAAAAAGAGUAAAUUUUAUACUUCGGUUUUCGAUUCACUAAAAUAUGCAGCGUUAUUCGUAAAAGUCUGAAUUUUAAUAAACCAAAAUGCCUUAGGCUAAAGUAGACGAUUUGGAAGAAUUCUUCAACUCAACUGUAGCCACGACCAUUUUAGUCUAUGAGCUUAAUGAAUAACAUUAAUGGUGUUUAGAGAAUAAAUUCCAGUGUUUUUUUUUUUUUCUUUUUCUAGGGCUAGAAGUGACAGUGUUGUAUUUUUAGUAUAUUUAAUAGGGUCAGCGAUUUAAAACCCUGGAUCUCUCCACAGAAUUGAAAAUAAAACACUCUCUAAAAUACAAAAUUACCUUGGCAAUUUCUACCCCAGUUAAACGUGUCUCAUUAAGGUGACCGGGCCAGCGCUGGCUGGGUUAAAAGGGAUAUUUUACUUAUCUUUCUUCCCUCGCUGUGCUAGUCUCGUUAGGGGUAGCUCUGCCUCUUUGACUGAGAUCAUUGAGAUUGAUGGGAGGCUAGUGCGCAUGCGCGGCAAAACGCUGUGCCAAUCAGGUAGUCUCCCUGAGACGUUUUGAUAGGAAUAGCUGAGUUUUACUCUGCUAUUUUACUGGUACGACAAUGUUAUCGGCUGCAGGGUUAAAACUGGGUGGGGGGGGGGGGGGGAGAACAUGUCACCCAGACCACUUCAGUGAUAUUAAGUGAUCUGGAUGUCUAUAGUGUCCCUUUAACUCUUACUAAAGCAGAGUAUUAACGUGGUAAAAUGAAAUAAGGGUGCGUAUAACAUAUUCCAGAUGUGCGUACUGACGUAUCAGUGUACGCACAUACUUUUAUAUAUUCAAAAUACUUCCUGCAAGGUCACGUACAUCAAAAACAUGACCACGUUAUUUUCAACAGAUAUUAAACUCUACUGCGUAGAACACAGUGUGUCCCUCAUCUCUCUGAUCUGCCAAUUCUCCUGUGUGUACCUUGCCUCUGGCUCAGAUUGUGCUACCAGCAUCUGUAGUCCAUACAGAGGGGUUUAUUCAGUAAACACCAAAUUGCAGUGCAUUCAAAACCGAAUCGCAAAAUUUAAGUAGCCAAGUUGACUGACUGAUGGUAGCUCGAUGAUUUUUUUCCCAAAUCAAUUAUUUUUGCCUGAAUUAUAGCAGUUUGGUUUUCAAUUCACUUCAAUUCAGUGGAUUUAGUGUUUACGGAAUAAAGCCCAUUGUCUAUGCUCUCUAUCUGCACACCUCUCUGCUUCCCGUUUCUGUGGAGUGCAGGGUGGGGGCAUGAUGAUAGUGGCAGGCCACUGGAGAUGUUUGUGUUAAAUGCCUCCCCCUGCUUUGUGCUGGCGGGGAGAGUUGAAUACAGAUUGUUUACUGCAGGCAA